ACCCGGUAGAGACACCGAAAACCGACCCCACACCAACGCACCGUCUCUGUAACCGACCGAUCAACAGACAGACAGACCGAUCGGUGACGCGCGCGCGAAGCAGAGGAAGAGGAAGAAAAAGAAAAAAGAAAGAUAUAAAACCAUGGCCAACGACGACCAACCGCAGACGCAGCUCAGCCUGCCGUCGCUGGUGGCGAUCCUGGUGCUGUCGGGCCUGGUGGUGCGGUACCUGUUCUUCUCGUCAUCUUCCUCGUCGUCAUCGUCGUCCUCGUCGUCGUCGAGAUCGGCGAGAGCCGGAAGAGCCGGGGCGGACCCGGCGGCGCUGAUGCGCUCGCGCGAGGAGGCCGCCGAGAGGAUACAGCAGAUGUUUCCGCAGGUGGACAGGCGGACGGCGCUGUGGGAUCUGCAGCGCACGGGGGGGAACAUUGCCGCUACCACGGAGCGGAUUUUGGCCGGGAGGUUGGAGACGCCACCCGUCACCUUCCAGCCACCCCCGCCCCCGGGCAGCGCCAACAAUAACGGGAACAACACCCCGCAAGCGUCCAAGCCCGCCGCCGGGCCUGCCUAUCCGGAUCUUAUUACACGAUACAACCUGAAAGACAAGCUCAACGCGCCAGCGGACGAGUCCGAGGGCAAUGGCGAGGCAAGCGGGAAGGGUGCCGGCAAGGGGUGGAGCUCGAACCGCGAGGAGAGGCAGGCGCUCCUGCAGAAGCGGAGGGAUCAGAUGAUCCUUGAGGCCAGGCGGAAGAUGGAGGCCAAGAUUGCCGCCGAGAAGGCGAAGGCUGCUGGAGGCAGCUGAUCAGUUCAAGAUUCAAUCAGGAGAGUGCUUGGAGUACGUAUAUAUAUGACUGAGAGGAGGGGGGGAGAGCAAGCGGGGGGAGGGGGGAAGAGGGGUUGACGAGCAGCAGGAUACAUGGAUGCGGGAUCGCAGUUUGCUUAUGAAAGCUAUGACGCUUGAAGGUGGAAGUAUACAUAGCACUCCGUGGAAUAGCACGGGGCUUGUGAGUAAGCCUUGGUGACCAGGAUAGAUGCAAAUUGCAUACUCGGGCCAGUGGGC
Thermothielavioides terrestris NRRL 8126 is the source of this 1057-nucleotide messenger RNA. RefSeq lists its product as uncharacterized. Gene Ontology annotation, molecular function: ubiquitin binding. The record is from RefSeq and is a predicted model, not a curated record. Lineage: Eukaryota; Fungi; Ascomycota; Sordariomycetes; Sordariales; Chaetomiaceae. Bases 143 to 799 code for a protein of 218 amino acids. The transcript has 2 exons.